This is a messenger RNA of Oncorhynchus tshawytscha (Chinook salmon), 1628 nucleotides long. RefSeq names its product family with sequence similarity 169 member B (gene fam169b). The transcript has 9 exons. The coding region runs from base 209 to 1210 and encodes 333 amino acids. The record is from RefSeq and is a predicted model, not a curated record. Lineage: Eukaryota; Metazoa; Chordata; Actinopteri; Salmoniformes; Salmonidae.
UGCUCUUGAUCCUCCCAUUUCGUAAACCCAUUGCUCCCCACCCCCACACUUCUCUCACACUUCUCUCAAGUCACUCCAGCGAUGCAGCUUCCUAUGACUAACUUGAAGUGCCUCUAAAACACAAUGUUUUGAUGUAAGUUUUCCCUGUCGUCACAAGGUGGUAGUGUUGCAUAACAUUCGUCGUCGUCCAGUUGACAGAAUUUUCAAGAUGGAAUCCAAUCGGACCUCGCAAACACAAAAGACAGGGGAAAUCAAGGAAAUAUAUCCCAUUGACCUCCCAGAUCUAGAUUACAGGGCACUGAGUUCAACCUCUGAAAACAUAUUGACCUCCCUGGCGUCAAACACCUAUGAAGGAGAGCGUUGGUUUCUACCCUCAAAUGGCUCAAAGGGUCUUACAAAAACAUCCAAUGUUGGUGACAGAUCUGUCACCUGCCAAACUGAACCCCUUCAUCAGGUGGAGGUGACACAUGACAACGUGGGCAGACUCCAGCUGUUCGGUGAUGACGAUCCACCUUGCACUCUGCUGACUCUGCACGUGCCUGCAGAUGGAACUCAAGUGGUGGCCCUGAACCUGCAUGGAAAGUGGUGGUCUUUAAAUGAUGUUUUGAAGACAUCCACCAAAUCCAGAUCUGGUCUUGUAAUGGUGCAGUCUGUUAUGGAGAGAGUGAUACUUUUCCUGCUUAGUCAAAUCAUUUUUGGAGUUUUGGAGAGGCCUUCAGGGGAAGAGAUUUACUUCUCACCUCACCCAAUGAGGGAAUUUGGCAAAAUUCUAUGGCAUAAUGGGGAGGCAGUUGGAUUCUACACCAUCAAAAAGAAAGGAAGUCUGUGUGAUGGAUUCACUCGUCGAAGCUAUCAGCUUUCUGUCCUUGACACUGUGUUUGUGAGGACUCAGUGGAGGAGGAGUGGUCUGGCACUGCAGAUCCUGGCAGACUUCUGUAAAUCCCUCCCCAACGAGGAAGUGAUCGGAAUCAGCUGUCCCAUAUCCCCAAGCAUGAUUAAAGUUUGCAGCAAGUAUCUGCAGAUGCACCAGGACCAAAGGGACCGGCUCUAUGAGGUGGAAGCUCCUGGGGGCUGGGGCCAGAGACGGAACAUAUGGCUCAACAUACAGCUCAACCGAAGCACAAACAGUGAGGCCCUCCCUAGGCCCUCCCUAGGUUCAGGGUGUACCAAUGCAAAGGCUCAAGUGAGGAGCAAUGUCCAACAACAUUGAACAAGGAGAAACUAUAAAUAAUCAUAUCAUCAGGUGAGAUGUCUCUUGAUUAUUGGUUUUCUGAUGGUUUGGCUGUGAUGCCAAGCAGAAGUAAAAUAGAGAAGCUACCGGCAGACAAGGCUGAGGGGAGUGCUAAUUCCAAACAGGCUGGGACAUGAAAUUAAACCUCAGACCACAGAUGGAUCAUGGUCCUCAGAAGACUUCAAGUUGUUUUUUUCAUGUUUUUUUUUAUGUCAUUUGUAGCAGGACAUAGAAGGGCAUUUGUGUCAGUUGUUAUUUUGAGCAACUAUAAGGUGCUGACUAAGGCUAGAAAUAAUGGAUGUUCAAAAUGUUUAAAAUUUUGGGACCUAAACUGCAAAUAAUUACAUAUCAGUUUCAUAUUCUGCUUAAUAAAGUGAUAACAUCAUCACUGUGGUUA